Alternaria alternata is the source of this 1290-nucleotide messenger RNA. RefSeq lists its product as hypothetical. Gene Ontology annotation, molecular function: protein binding. The transcript has 2 exons. Bases 1 to 1290 code for a protein of 429 amino acids. Lineage: Eukaryota; Fungi; Ascomycota; Dothideomycetes; Pleosporales; Pleosporaceae. The record is from RefSeq and is a predicted model, not a curated record.
AUGAUUACUGCUCGUGACAGAGAAAAGGCGGCUCCUGUUAGAGCGUUGCAAAUACCUUUUCGACUACUCGACUUGCCGGUUGACAUCGUGGGCGGCAUCUUCGAUUAUCUUGAGGAUGAAGAACUUAUCCGUAUACGCUACGUAUGUCGAGCGCUCAACGCCAAUUCGGCAAAUGCCUUUGGACGACGCUUUUUCCGUCACCUCAUCGUCAUCCUGCACCCUACCAGUCUUACCAUACUAUUUGAAAUCUGCCAUCAUCCUGUAUUAUCCAAGUAUGUCCGUCAGAUCACCGUAAGCGGCGAACGCGUUGGACACAGCAUAUAUAAGAAUGCCAAAGAAGAAAGAAUCCAAAAAGAUCUCCAAGUCAGUGUUCAGCGCUCCGGCAUGGAUUCGUCGAUCCUCAAACAGGUAUUCCGCAAGCUUGAAAACCUAGAGAUUGUUCAAAUCGAUGUGACGAGUUUCCAUUAUCACGUCCCCGAGCCCGACGACGAUGGUAUCCGGUGCGGACAAACUCAUAUACUUUCAAAAAAGGCACGGGCGCAACGCAGGCCAACAAGGAGGCGUGGAGACAGUGGCGUAAAUCGAGUAUACGACUUGGUUCUGCAGACUCUUCAGGAAGCCGAUUUACACGACAGGAUAGGGCUGGGUUUCCAAUUCUGGAACGCAGAGUAUUCCAACGACGACAGGAUCACAUUUUUCGACCUCGACUCCGCAGUCUGGAAAAAACAUUUCUCAAAAGGAGUACUUCAGGUUUCGGUCUGCGGUCAAGUCAGUUAUACAUGGCUUCAAAAGUUGCUCAGCAUGGCCUCAGAUUUGCGCAAGUUCGAGUGUCACGGCGACAAUACUUUCUUAGAGCUAUCUUACCAGCCAGCUGGAUCAUUCCAAUUCCACUGGCCUGGCUUCUCGCAUAUUCAUCUCGAAGAUAUGUUUCUUUCACACAAUGAGUGGACAAACUUCCUACGACUACAUGCUGCGACUUUGAAACAUAUAUCAUGCUCAUCCAUAGGCUUUCCGCAAGGAGAUUGGAUCGAACCAUUACAGAUCAUCGAGACAAUGCCUCGGAUUGAACGUGCUGAGUUUCGCUUCUUCAUGAAGAAAAACACUGCCAGUCCGACUAUGAUGCCCAGCGCUAUUCCUCCACCGACUGCCGCCCCCACUAUUGCGCCUGUCGACGGGCCCGAGGAGGCUGGGGGAGGUGGGGAUGGCGACGGCGACGUUGUGGAACUAGGCGUAGAUGUUGUAGACGGCGAGGGACCGAUGGCACCAGCGUCACAGAAGUCGAUGCUGUAG